AUGACUUAUCUCUCUCAAGAGGCAGAGCGGCCAAAGCGUAUUGGCUCAGUUCCUGGUCAUUUGGUGAUCAAUCGCGGGAGGGAAGAAGCAGAUAGUACUGAUGAAUAUGUUAGGAUCGGUGAGUUAACUGCAAUUGUAUGUUUAAAGAGAUUUUGCAGAGCAAUUGUAGAAGUAUAUGGAGAUGAAUAUCUGAGGACCCCCAAUGUCGACGAUGUUGCAAGGUUAUUGCAAAAGGGCAAAGAAAGAGGUUUUCCAGGAAUGUUAGGAAGUCUAGACUGUAUGCAUUGGCAAUGGAAAAAUUGUCCAACAGCAUGGGCAGGACAAUACUCAGGUCGUCAUGGAGGUCCAACCAUUAUUCUUGAGGCAGUAGCAUCAUAUGAUCUAUGGAUAUGGCAUGCAUACUUUGGCUUACCAGGAUCCAAUAACGAUAUUAAUGUAUUGCAGUCGUCUAAUUUGUUCGACAAUCUAUCACAAGGUAUUGCUCCUCCUGCUCAUUACACAAUUCAAGGAAAAAAUUAUGAUGUCGGUUAUUAUUUGGCCGAUGGCAUAUAUCCGAAAUGGCCAACACUUGUUCAAACCAUUUCUAAUUCCGAUGAUAAAAAGAAACAAUAUUUUGCAAUGAUGCAAGAAGCAUGUCGAAAAGAUGUUGAGCGGGCAUUCGGUGUUCUCCAAUCACGAUUUGCUAUCAUCAAGGGGCCAGCCCGUUUUUGGGAUAAAUGA
Messenger RNA from Asparagus officinalis (garden asparagus), 720 nucleotides. RefSeq lists its product as uncharacterized. The record is from RefSeq and is a predicted model, not a curated record. The transcript has 2 exons. Lineage: Eukaryota; Viridiplantae; Streptophyta; Magnoliopsida; Asparagales; Asparagaceae. Bases 1 to 720 code for a protein of 239 amino acids.